Messenger RNA from Symbiodinium natans, 648 nucleotides. The record is from the annotation of a GenBank genome assembly. NCBI's taxonomy places the organism in Eukaryota, Dinophyceae, Suessiales, Symbiodiniaceae.
AUGGCUCUCACCCGCGCAGGCCGGGCGCUGGAAGCGCGCGUGGCGGCCCUGUCGGAAGAGAUGAACUCCAGGGACGCAGCCCACAAGCGGACGAUUCAGAAGCUCAUCGAUGAGACGAAAGAGCUGGAAGAGCAGAUGCAGGCACCGGCGAGCGCUUCGCCGGGCCUGCAAGGCAGCCCACUUCAAGGCACACCUCAACGCCUCACCCGCCUUGCUGGGACACCAGAGACCCGCAGCCUGCGGCUGCGCGGCACACCGACUCGGAGCCCAGCGCACCCCAAGACCCCUUCGCGCCGGGAUUUGAUCCUCGGCGACAGCUGGGAGUCGCGAGAAGCCACGCGCAGAAUGCACUACUCGGACUUGUACCCCGAGGACUUCGCCGUCAACAUGCAAAGGCGCACGCCUGCGAAGCCGGCGAGGCAAACAGAGUGCCAGCGAGAUCAGACGCUCUCCGCGUUCAAGCGGGCACAGCAGGAGCCCGAAGGGAACGACGUGAGCCACCACCUGAUGCAGUGCCACCGCGACUGGUGGCAUCAUCAACGGCAGAUGCUCAUGAAGGAAGUGGAACGGCAGGUCAGGCACAUCGACUUCUCGCAUCCGGGCCCAAGAGUUCCUACACUCCCCAGGCAUCAGAGCCACCAAGCUUAA